This is a messenger RNA of Exophiala xenobiotica, 1623 nucleotides long. RefSeq lists its product as uncharacterized. Bases 1 to 1623 code for a protein of 540 amino acids. The transcript has a single exon. The record is from RefSeq and is a predicted model, not a curated record. Lineage: Eukaryota; Fungi; Ascomycota; Eurotiomycetes; Chaetothyriales; Herpotrichiellaceae.
AUGACCGCGCAGACUCAAGGACCACCCAUUGAGGUAGCAACAGAGGUCAACAAUGCUGGUGCUGCUCCUGCUCCCGCUCCCAAGAAGAAAUAUGUCCGAGUCAUCACGGAUAAACGCCGUGAGCAGAAUCGACGGGCACAGAAGGCGUACAAGGACCGACUGAAAAGGAAAUUGGAGGAGCUAGAGGGCCGGGCUCAAAGUACGGCCGGCGCGCAGGAUGCGUCUUCAGCGAACGUUCAGCCUACUCCAGUGACUGGUCGACUAAGGCAGGCCCCUGCAGCAAGUGUUCAACAUGCCUCUUCUGAGGCAACUACUGAUAGUCAACACACUUCCUCUACCCAGCCAACAUCUCCUGACAAUUCAGAUCUUAUCGAGCCGGUCUAUUCCUCAACUUCAGUUCAGGCCCAGUCCAACCCAGACCCUCAUGUUAUAAACCUCGGAGAUGCAUUCGUCGCGGCAGGAGAUUUACCCUUCGCUACGGGCUCCGUGCCAGGACUGGCAUUCCUCGGGCAAGAUCUCUCGACGCCAGCACCGACACCGAAGUCGUUUCCGGACACUGAAAAUGAAAUUGGCCAUGACGCCGGACUAGUGCAUCACCACGUGCAUGAGAACUACGGCGAGUUGGACCUGCGGCAUAUAUGGGCCUUGCCUCCUCGUUCGCCGUGGCAAAAUUAUACUCCGUCCGGCAAGAAGGACAAGAAGCGCUCAUCAACGGGCUCAGCGACGGCAUUGAUCCGCGCACCGCGAAGCCAAAGCAGUUACUACUCUUCUCCUGGUGGGAUUGGCAUCAACAGCGGCCCUCGAUCUACCUCUACCGGCAUUUCCAUGCCGGUGCCGAUCCCGGACCCGUACGCAAACCACAUGCGCCUAUGGGCGGAAGAUAAUAUCGAAGCGGCCAUCGCCAUAGCCUUGACAAUCGGCAUCUCACGUAGCGAGUAUAUCAACGACCACCCGAGCAGGUUUCCCGGGUGCUAUGUCGCACUCAACAGACCACGUGACACCGCCGUUGCCCGCCCGGUAAAGUAUAUGUUCGACGGCGCAGGGCAGGGGUGGCGCAAUGGUAUGGAGGUGACGAAGGAGCUGAGCGAGCAUAUGGAUCUCGUGAAGCCUGCCCUCAGGCCAACGCCGGGACAAUUACUCGAGCCGCAUCCGAGUUAUUUGGAUUGUAUUGUCUUUCCGUGGUUCAGAGAGCAUGCGGUGAGGGCGAGUGUGGCUGGGAAACUGGACCAUGUGGAGUUGUUUAUGGAUAUUAUGAAUGGUGGAUUGGUCUGUUGGGGUGCUGGCAGUGGGAUGGCAGGGAGGAUAGGCAAGAGGGGUGUUGGGAAACGAGGGAUGCAAGAAAGUGUGGCGUGGGAUACAAGGAGUUGGGAGGCACGGCGGUGGUUUUUGAAGAAGUGGGAAUGGUUGGUGGGGACGGAGGAGGAUGAAGAACGGAGAGGUGAUGUUUUUGGCAUUUGGAGGGGGAGUCGGUGGUGGUGGAGGAUGAGAGGGGAGGACGACGAGAGUGAAGACGAUGAAGACGCGGAGGCGGAUGAAGUACAGGAGGAGAGUGAGGAAGGUAUAUGGGAGACGGCAGGGGUGCGAGAAAGACUUUGUGAUCAACAAAGGUUGAGUGAGAUUUAA